AUGGCCCCCAGCCGUAUCGAUACGCUCCAAACACAAUCCUCGGUAAUUCCACCGAGCAAGGAUCUCAAGUCUAUUGUAGACGAUGGCUAUGGCAGCUACCAUCCAGUUGAUCCGGAUACGCUCGACCUACAGUCCAACUUUGGCCCCAUGGAGCCCGGUUCAGUGGGAUACCUCCAGCCAACGUCCAUCGAUACUCCUCUUGAGAUUAUGCACGAGCGUUUUGAACGCGAUGGCUACCUGUUUGUCAAGAAGUGCAUCCCUAAAGAGACGUCACUCGCCUGUCGCCGUGCCUACUUCGAGCACAUGGCUCCCAGCGGCCUGCUGAAACCAGGCACUGACGCCGUAGAAGGAAUUUUCUCUGGCGCCGAUACUCGAAAGUACAUGCCGCCUGGCAAUUUACGUCGUUUAUUUGGCUUAAAGGACGACCCCGAAAGCGAUAAAUACGUCGAGCUCAUGGUCUCAGCCCACGAGGCGCCUUUCUACGUCGACUUCUGUCAAUGCCCAGAGCUUCGACAGUUUGUGAGCCGUUUCAUGGGCUGGAAGAACCCUCAGAUGCUGCAGCGCACCAUGCUGAGAGCUUUUGUGCCCAACAGCGAACUGACCCCUGUGCACUUUGACCAAAUGUAUCUGCGUGCAGGUCCGCCCACAAGUCUGACGGCUUGGGUUCCAAUCGGCGAUGUCUCACUCCAAGGCGGCGGUCUAAUGUAUCUCGAGAGGUCCACGGAUAUUGGGAUGAAGACUGAGCAAGACUUUGCUGAUAAUGCACACAACCUAACCGACGAAGAGAGGAUAAGCGCCUUCAACAAGAAUAUGAACGACGGCGGCUUCCUCAGCCGUGACACCGUGGCAUACGGAAAGGAAACCAAGCGCAAGUGGUUGAUUGCCGAGUACGAAGCAGGCGACGUUAUCUUCCAUAACCCCUUCAUGGUCCACGCAAGCUGCAAGAACAAGGAUCCGGAGAACAAGAUCCGUCUAGCCACUGAUGUUCGCUUCGUUGACCCCGAAAAGCCGUAUGACAAGCGUUGGAUGAAGGUGUACCGACCUCUUGACGGAUUGUAA
Messenger RNA from Clonostachys rhizophaga, 1059 nucleotides. The record is from the annotation of a GenBank genome assembly. NCBI's taxonomy places the organism in Eukaryota, Fungi, Ascomycota, Sordariomycetes, Hypocreales, Bionectriaceae.